AUGUCGACGCGAUCUCGCGUCCCGAUCGCGAUCGUGCGUUUGGUGGUCCAGGCCGGGGGGGCGAAACCGUCCCCGCCCGUCGGUCCGGCGCUCGGGCAACACGGGGUGAACAUCAUGUCGUUUUGUAAAGAUUUCAACGCGAAGACGAGCGAGCUCGUGAGCGAGACGCCGACGCCGGUGAAGAUAUCGAUUUAUCAAGAUAAAACGUUCGAGUGGACGAUGCAGACGCCGCCGACGUCGUGGUUGAUCGCGAGGUGCGCCGGGGUGACGAGCGCGUCGAGCCGGGCGGGACACGAGGCGUGCGGGACGAUCAACCUGAAGCACUGUUACGAGAUCGCGAGGGUGAAGUCGAGGGAUGAUUCUUUGGGGCAUUUGGAUAUGGAGAGUUUAGUACGAUCGGUCGUCGGCACGGCGCGGUCUAUGGGGAUCGGAGUGGUGGACGGGCGGGCGAAAGCCUCGAGUGGGGUCUGA
Molecule: messenger RNA, 471 nt
Organism: Ostreococcus tauri
Lineage: Eukaryota; Viridiplantae; Chlorophyta; Mamiellophyceae; Mamiellales; Bathycoccaceae
Product: Ribosomal protein L11
Exons: 1
Coding region: 1-471 (156 amino acids)
Biological process (GO): translation
Cellular component (GO): ribosome; large ribosomal subunit
Molecular function (GO): structural constituent of ribosome; large ribosomal subunit rRNA binding
Source: RefSeq, a predicted model, not a curated record